Messenger RNA from Brienomyrus brachyistius, 2019 nucleotides. RefSeq names its product serine dehydratase-like (gene sdsl). Gene Ontology annotation, biological process: L-serine catabolic process; L-threonine catabolic process. The transcript is spliced from 7 exons. The record is from RefSeq and is a predicted model, not a curated record. Lineage: Eukaryota; Metazoa; Chordata; Actinopteri; Osteoglossiformes; Mormyridae. Bases 832 to 1797 code for a protein of 321 amino acids. Gene Ontology annotation, molecular function: threonine deaminase activity; pyridoxal phosphate binding; L-serine ammonia-lyase activity.
UUUUAUGGAUCCCUUAUCAUAUUACUCUGCUCCAUAGCAGGGCUGCAAUUCAAAGAUGGUGAGUUCUGGGACUGGGGUGGGAGUGGUGGAGGAGUUCAAUACAAAUUAUCAAGAACCAAGUAAGAAAUUGACUUAAAAUGUAAAAAAAAAAAAAUGUUAGGCGGUUGUUCUUAUGUUUACUUCCCGCACGUUCUCGGGAGCGUAGGAACCGGCUGGCGGGAGUGGACGUGUACCCCCCCAAUAUUUAAUUUGGCUUCAUUCACCCCCUCCCCAUAAACAUACCCUUGCAUUUAAAAUGUGUCCCCCAGCCGGCAAAAUCAAACACUAGUAUAUGUGCUAACCCGUCGCCUGGCACAUCUGCCUCGCACGUGUACGCGCAGCUCCAGCUGUGCUCCAGCUGCUUGACGGUGAGAAGGUUGUGGCCUCUGCCCGGUAAUCUGUCUGUUCGGCUCCCUUUUAAACAGACUAAGUGGGUGGUGCUUAUUAGUCCCAAAUAAAGUACGACGUUUAGUUCUUAAGAUGAAUCCGCUUUUUCAUCUCCAACUUAAUAAUGAGACUUUGAACCGCACAGGGAAUAACUGGCCAGACAUCUGCCCCCUGCUCAUUAAUCCGGAGACGACAAAGACGCGUUGCGUGCUCUGCUUUUGCAAGUGGGUGAACGGAUAACUUAAUUCCUAUCUAACUGCCAUUUAGCAAUCUGCAGUUUUAUGCAUUAUUGAUUUUUGACCUAAAUACAAUAAGAAUCUCCGACGUCUAAUUAAUGCUUAACCGAAACGCUGAAACUGAAAACACAGUGAAGCGUUUGUACGCGUGACAGAGAGUCGCUGAGAAAUGUCGCACCUUACAAGCUUCCAUGUAAACACUCCUCUGCUGGAAAGCCUGGACCUCUCAAAGAGGGCUGGAACCCGAGUGUACAUGAAGAUGGAGAACGCCCAGCCAUCCGGCUCUUACAAAAUCCGGGGGAUCGGACAUCUCUGUCAGAAGAUGGCAGGCCCUGGUUCCAGGGGUGUAGUCUGCGCCUCAGGUGGCAAUGCAGGUAUGGCCACAGCAUAUGCGGCCAGAAAACUCCAAACCCCAGCAACCAUCAUUGUCCCGACCUCCACCCCCAAGCUGGUGAUUGAGAAGCUGAGGAGCCAGGAGGCCACAGUAAGGGUGGUAGGCAAGGAGUUUGACGAGGCCAACGCAGAGGCUCGGCGUGUGGCGCAUUCAGAGGGGCUCACCUUUGUUCCACCCUUUGAUCAUCCUCUGCUGUGGGAGGGCCACGCCAGUAUCAUGCAUGAAAUCAAGGACUCGCUGGCUUGUAAGCCUGGGGCUGUGGUUGUGGCCGUGGGGGGAGGAGGACUCCUCUGUGGGGUCAUGGAGGGUCUGAAGCAGGUGGGCUGGGACGGCGUGCCCGUCAUCUGCAUGGAGACGGAGGGUGCCGCCUCUUUGAAUGCGGCGAUCAGGGCGGGGAAGCUAGUCACGCUCCCCGAAAUCAGAAGUGAGGCCAAAACCCUGGGAGCUAAGACAGUAUGCAGUCAGGCCUUUGAGUUCACCAAGCAGGCCCACGUCAUCUCUGAGGUGGUGACGGACCUGGAGGCCCUGCAAGCUCUGGAGCAGUUUCUGGAUGAAGAGCGGGUUCUGGUGGAGCUGUCUUGUGGCGCCGCCCUGGCGGCCAUUUACAGCGGCACGAUCCAGCGGCUGCAGGCGGAGGGCCGUCUGCCCCGCCUGCUAGACCCCAUAGUGAUGGUGGUGUGUGGUGGCAGUGGAAUCAGCAUGAGUUGGCUGCAGAAGCUGUCUGACAAGCUAAGGGGCUGAGCCUGGGGAGCAGUGCAUCAUGGGAAUGUGGCAGACCUCCGAAUCGUGGUCCCCAUGCUGGCAUUAGCUGCACUACAGAUCAACAGAUGGCUUCCAUGCACCAUGUCAGUGCUCUGCUGGUCAAGCGUCAUCUUGUGUCUGUAAGGAAACUGGUUUGAAUAAAAAGUCUUGCUACCAGUUGUUGGAAACAGCAGAAAUAAAUUGUACAUCCACAAACACGCA